GAUAAAAGAAGGCGUUUCUGGGAUCUGUUUAAGCUGCCACCGAAACGCUGACUUUUGAAAGUGGCCUACUUAAGUGCACCAGGCAGUUCACGAUAUCCAUUCAUCCAUAGAUUGCCUACAGAUCGCUUACUAAGCGAUCCUACCUAUCUUUCACCCUUUGCGAUGGCUUCAGAUGCGUCACCUAUAUCAGUCUUAUUCGCGCGUGGCCUCCUAGCCCGCCUCGCGCUAUGGCCAGCUCUUCGCAUCGCAGUGCACCAAAACUGGGGAGGUCCACAAAGCGCACAAAAACAACGCUGGUUAGCGGGUGUCAUCACAGAUGAAUUCGAAGCAUCCAUUCCACCACCAUCUGCUUCAUUGACGGCUUUCGAUUCUCAUCAAUCAGCCCCAAUGCAUCCGUCAUACGCGCUCCCUGAGCCUGAUACCGAAUACAUAGAAACGAUGCUGCUCCAGAUCAUGGAUGACGAGUUUGAGGUCGCGCUCGAAGAUGGAAGCGCGUUCGACGUUGCUAGAGAUGUUGUGCGUUUGUGGGCCGAUGCGAAGGAGGGCAAAGAUGGAUAUGUCAAGGAAUUGGAGAUACAAGCGGAUCGGAUGAAAGGAAAAAUGCCACAGUAUGAAGUUGAUGCAGGGAGUGCAAGUGAUUGGGAAGAUAGCGACGAUGAUAACGAGGAUGAGAGUGGAAGCGACAGCGAAAAUUUUGGGGAGGUUGUUCCACAGCUGCUCAACCGCGCAAAGGAAGUACCAGACAUUGACGAGGAUGGCUUUACUACCGUAAAGAGGAGGGGAGGCAGAUAAAAUACCAAGUUGUAAUCUAAUUAGACAAGACAUGCAACAUCUAGUCGCUAUCUGAACU
This is a messenger RNA of Suillus subalutaceus, 850 nucleotides long. RefSeq names its product Pre-rRNA-processing protein TSR2-domain-containing protein. The transcript is spliced from 2 exons. The record is from RefSeq and is a predicted model, not a curated record. NCBI's taxonomy places the organism in Eukaryota, Fungi, Basidiomycota, Agaricomycetes, Boletales, Suillaceae. Gene Ontology annotation, biological process: maturation of SSU-rRNA from tricistronic rRNA transcript (SSU-rRNA, 5.8S rRNA, LSU-rRNA). The coding region runs from base 163 to 792 and encodes 209 amino acids. Gene Ontology annotation, cellular component: nucleus.